AGCAUGGGGAACAAGAUUGUAACUUUUACCGAUCAGCAGCUAGAGGACUAUCAGGAUUGUACGUUUUUCACGAGAAAAGAAAUACUCCGAGUGCAUCAGCGUUUCCAUGAAGCCAGUCCCGAUCUCGUACCGAUGGCAAUGAAUGAGGGCCAGGCAUCCACCAUACAGGUGCCGCGGGAUCGUAUCGAAAGGUUGCCCGAGCUGGUCGAGAAUCCAUUCAAAGGCCGCAUGUGUGAGGCAUUUUCGCGUGACGGCGACGGGAACCUAACGUUCGAUGAUUUUCUCGAUCUGCUGUCGGUGUUCAGUGAACAUGCUCCGAGAGAUAUUAAGGUUUAUUAUGCGUUCAAAAUCUAUGAUUAUGAUCGAGAUGGUUUCAUCGGCCAAUCGGAUCUGUUGCAAGUCAUUACGGCGUUGACACGAAAUGAAUUGAUCGUGGAGGAACACCAGCAGAUUGUGGAAAAGGUAAUAGAAGAAGCAGACGUGGACGGCGAUGGCAAGCUUUCGUACCUGGAGUUUGAACACGUGAUAACGCGUGCGCCGGACUUUAUUUCAACGUUUCAUAUUCGCAUCUAGACCGUGAUUCUAAUCACGUCAGUGGGAACUCCACUUGUGAGUUUGAUAGUUAUUUGGUUAUUAAGCCAUCGUUGCUACACACAUUUUUAUUAAAAACACAAUAAACCUUUGUGCAAAGUAACGAGUUUCGCUU
This is a messenger RNA of Anopheles darlingi, 706 nucleotides long. It is a transcript of the gene Cib2, whose product is annotated as calcium and integrin-binding family member 2. Gene Ontology annotation, molecular function: calcium ion binding. The coding region runs from base 4 to 573 and encodes 189 amino acids. The record is from RefSeq and is a predicted model, not a curated record. NCBI's taxonomy places the organism in Eukaryota, Metazoa, Arthropoda, Insecta, Diptera, Culicidae. The transcript has 2 exons.